AGCUUCUGAUUCCUGGCUCCUUCCCCCCAGAGAUGCUUCAAUUCCUAUGGAGCUUUGCAGUUUUCCUUCUAUUCCUCCUGGGCCUGGCGUCCGACCUUCAUGACCCUUGCUAUGAUGGUGACCAAAACCCACUCUACUGCCUACCUGAGCUGUCUGAACUGGCAUCGGGGCGUCUGGUGGAAGCAUCCAGCACGUGUGGUAGCAGCUACCCUCCUGGCCGGAUCUGUGCCUUUCGAGAUUCGUCCGACCCGGCCUCCAAAGUCUGCCAGCGUUGCCAAGGAAACACGCACUUGCCAGAGUAUCUCACUGAUGCUGAUGGCGGCACCACCUGCUGGUGGUCCCAGCCGGCAACCAAUGCCACAUUAACUUUGGCUUUAGGACGCAGAGUGGAAGUUCUCUAUGUGGCCCUCCGGUUCUGCUCCCCACGGCCAGAAUCCCUGGCUAUUUACAAAUCUAUGGACUAUGGGCGCAACUGGGUGCCUUUUCAAUUCUUUUCUACCCAGUGCCGGCGGCGUUACCAUUUGCCACCAACGAACACCAUAAUGAAGGCUAUGGAACACGAGGCAGCGUGUAUUGAAGCUCAGACCGCUCCCAAACCGCUCACUGGUGGGUUGGUGGCUUUCAUGCCACUAGCAGGCCGCCCUUCUGCCAGGAUGUUUGAAUACAGUCCUGUGCUCCAGGACUGGGUGACAGCAACAGAUCUCCGUGUAUCCUUUGACCGCAUGCAUCCAACACGGACACUGGGGUUGCGGAGGAAGGAGGCGUCCUACGGGGUGGCUGAGCUCCAGGUUGGCGGCAGGUGCAAAUGCAACGGACAUGCUUCACGGUGCACAGCGGGGAAAGACGGAGGAGUGCCUCAGUGCGAUUGUCAGCACAACACAGCUGGACCUGAAUGUGACACCUGCAAAGCCUUCUACUGGGAUCGACCCUGGCAACGGGCAACACCCAAAGAUGCGCAUGAAUGUGUGGCGUGCGACUGCCAUCUCCACUCCCACCGCUGCCGGUUCAGCAUGGAACUCUUUGAGCUCUCAGGGCGCCAAAGUGGGGGGAUUUGCCUGAACUGUCGCCACCACACGGCCGGGCGCCACUGCCAGUACUGCCGGCCGGGUUUUAAGCGGGACCUCAGCCGCCCCAUGACAAGCAGCAAGGCCUGUAAAGCGUGCCAGUGUCACCCCAUCGGAGCAGUUGGUGCCAUCUGCAACCAGACCACAGGACAGUGCCAGUGCAAGAAUGGAGUCACCGGCCUGACCUGCAAUCGCUGCAUGCAAGGUUUCCAGCAAAGUCGCAGUGCACAUGCGCCCUGCAUGCGGAUUCCAGAAGUAAUGACAACCACUGCUCUGCCCCCACAAGAGUGGAAUGCAGGUACUGAAUGUCAGAAUCACUGUCAGCCGCCACGAGGACGGGUCCACAUGAAUUUGAAGAACUACUGCAAGAAAGAUUACGUUCUCCGUGCACAGUUGUUGGCCAUGGAGAAGUCGGGCACAUGGUGGCAAUUUACUGCCUCCGUCCUCACCGUCUACCGCCAGCGCCGUGUGCCCAUUCGGCGGGGUGAGCAGCCACUCUGGGUCCCUGAGCAGGAUUUGGCGUGCCGGUGCCUCCAUCUUCAAGUCGGCAAAGCUUACCUGGUGAUCGGCAACGAUGAAGAAUCCCCGGACCCUGCUCGGUUAAUCCUUGACAAAAACAGCCUGGCUCUGCCGUGGAGGGAUGCCUGGGCAUACAAAUUGCGCAGUUUCCAGCAACAGAGCAGACGUGGGAAAUGCCGGGGCAACUGAUCCAUCCUGAAGGACGUGGCCGUGGGCAGUUGUGCUGAAGAAACCAGCUGAGGGAAAGGGGCUAAAGGUGUAAAUCACAAGCUUAGGUUUGCAAAACCUGGAAAAGUUUCUUUUUUUAGAUGCUAUCUCCCAUUUCCUUGCUACCUGGGGGUUUUGGAGACUGUGAUCCAAAGAGAGGCGCAUUCCCAGUUUCUGGUUUUCAGGUAACCCAAGUCUACAAGCUUCAACGGCUGUCACAUAGCUUGAAGCACCCCCAUACGGAAAACAGGAGCCUCAAAUUAGCAUUGAGGACAGUCUGGGUUUUAAAAUUUUAGUCUGGAGUGCAUAUGGCCCUUCUUAUCUCCUUCAUCCUCUCCAUGUCUACGUGGGGAGAGUACUUUAUUCCCCUUUUUGAGACUGAGGCGCUCUAGCUAAGCUAAGAACUUGCCUUCAGGCUAUGCCAGCGGGAAA
Pogona vitticeps (central bearded dragon) is the source of this 2222-nucleotide messenger RNA. It is a transcript of the gene NTN5, whose product is annotated as netrin 5. Gene Ontology annotation, molecular function: protein binding. Gene Ontology annotation, cellular component: basement membrane. The record is from RefSeq and is a predicted model, not a curated record. Lineage: Eukaryota; Metazoa; Chordata; Lepidosauria; Squamata; Agamidae. Gene Ontology annotation, biological process: motor neuron axon guidance; tissue development; animal organ morphogenesis.